Messenger RNA from Zophobas morio, 2400 nucleotides. Its product is annotated as protein O-mannosyl-transferase TMTC2-like. Bases 42 to 1871 code for a protein of 609 amino acids. The record is from RefSeq and is a predicted model, not a curated record. NCBI's taxonomy places the organism in Eukaryota, Metazoa, Arthropoda, Insecta, Coleoptera, Tenebrionidae. Gene Ontology annotation, biological process: endoplasmic reticulum unfolded protein response; protein O-linked glycosylation via mannose. Gene Ontology annotation, molecular function: mannosyltransferase activity; protein binding. Gene Ontology annotation, cellular component: endoplasmic reticulum. The transcript is spliced from 28 exons.
GUUUAAACUUAAACUGAGUGACACAAGGUUUUUUGUUGGCCAUGACUGCUAAUAAAACUUUGAAACUUUCCGUUGGUAAGAAAACAAAGAGCUGUUGUUCCCGCAAAUCGAUAAAAGUACUUGAAGGGCUUUGGAAGAAGUAUAUAUUCAUAUUUUUGGUUGCCCUUCUCUGCUUUAUAAAUACUUCCUUCCACGAAUUUACUUUCGACGAUGUGGCUGCCGUUGUCAAUAACCAAGAUCUUAAGUCCUUUUCUUUAAAAAAAAUUUUUAGUGACGAUUUUUGGGGUCGCCCUUUAUACUACUUCAACUCUAAUAAGUCUUAUAGGCCUUUAGUCAUUCUUACUUACUGGGUGAAUGUUUUAAUAUUUGGAGUUUGGGCUCCUGGUUUUCAUAUGGGUAACGUUCUUCUUCACCCGAUUUCGUCGGUCCUUGUUGCUCACUUGUGUUGGAAACUUUUUAAUAAUAAAGAAAUAGCAUUAAUCUCUGGACUUAUUUUUGCCUCACAUCCAAUUCAUUGUGAUGCCGUAGCGAGCGUGGUUGGUCGAGCAGAGAUUCUCGGUUGCAUCUUUUUCUGCUUGGCUUUACUUUCCUUUAUAAAAGCUGUCGGUCGUUUUGAAUUGUAUUGUAAAGCGAAAACGCAGUGGUCACUGUUUGUUAUUUCUGUGGCGUUAAGCAUCGGUGGUCUAUUAUCAAAGGAACCCGCCUACACAUCUUGUGUUCUUUUUGGCCUUUAUGAGUUAGCGUGCCUUUUUGCUACUUCGGAGGCCGCUUUAAAAAAGAAGAUAGGAAGUUAUAAAGGCUCUCUUUCUGUUGUCCUUCAUAUUCCGAAAUUGACGGUUUUCAAAUCAUUUUUGACUCGCCAGUCGCUUAAUUUUGCAAUAUUUUGUUCUGUUAUGUAUGCACGCUAUCUGUUGGCAGGAAGAAGUUUGGACCAGAAUACGCACUUUUACAACAAUUAUAUAUCAAAGAAUGAGAGCAGACUAACGAGAGCCUUGUCCAUCCCUUAUUUCCAUACAAUUCACUUUUUCUCGUUGGUAUACCCGAAAACUCUUGUUUGCAGCGGAAGUUAUAACUCCUUUCCGCUGGUGGCGCGAUGGAGUGAUAUUCGAAACUUACGAGCUAUAGCUUUAUAUGCUACCUUUUUUAUACUUAUUCCUCUCUACGCUCGCUAUCAACCAGCCAAACAUUUUGUUGGGAUUAUUUUUUCUCUUUUUAUCAUGCUAGUUCCUUUUUCGUUAUGUUCUAAUCUUUUUUUUUGGAACGGCUAUGAAAUUGCUGAGCGGAUAAUGUACCUCCCCUCGAUUGGCUUUUCUUAUAUCUCUGCGCACAUGCUUGUUUCCUUUUACGGAAUUCUCCCCCGAAAUAAGGGAAAUGCACACUCAAUUGCUCCGAAUGCUUCCAACUUUUUCUACAAAUUCGUGGUUGCGACAAUCUUUUUGCUUUUUGCCGCGCGGACGGUUGUUCGGAACAAUGAUUGGAAGAGCGAAAUCGAUCUUUGGAACUCGACUGUUCAGACGCUCCCCACUAACGCUUUGGCCAACUUUAAUUUUGGUAACGAGUUAUUUAAAAAGGCACAGAGCCUUGAUGACUAUGAAGGGAUGCAGGAGGCUCUUAAGUACUUUAAACGCUCCGUUGAGAUCUUUCCUCUCUCUAGCGUUUAUUAUAACUGGGGUGUGGCGCUUAUGCAUCUCAACCGCUCCGAGGAAGCACGUGUGCUUUUUAAGGAAGGGCUGAACCACUGCCUAGUAAUAAGAAACAAAAGAGAAUCAGGAAAAAGCGAUUUGUAUCGUGGACUUGCUGUGUAUAGUCUCAACAAAGGCGACUUUGAAAAGGAACUAUUCUUGUUUCUUUCUUGGUUCUUUUUUGUCUAAAAGCCGGUUUUCACUUUUCUAGUCUAAGCAUUACUUCCGCCAAUCGUGCCGCUGGAAAAUUGCAGAAGAUUUCUUUGGUGAAGAGUUUUUUAUGUCGUCGCCGGUGCACGAGAAGUAUUCCGCCCUUGUCAAGCAAAACGCCAAUACAGUGCUUGCACUUAAAAGGGGGCCGUCUCUUUCUCAACUUUCUGAAGAGUUCUCGACGUUAACCAUUGAAAAAGUGAGGAAUCGUUGCAUAGAGCACUUGCAAGAGUAUCCUGGGCAUCCCUGGCUGCUUAGACAUUUGGCACUGGCUUUGUACCAACUGCGUCUGCAUGAAGACGUUAUUUAUAUCGCCGGGAGCUUGGAAGCGUACACUCCAUUGGAUCCGCUAAUAUAUGAGCUCUUGUCUGUAUCGCUUAAUUCCCUCGGCAGGCAAUACGAGUACUUGGGCGCGAUGACCAUGCUCAGUCAUAUUAGGGAACUCGAAUCACAAGAAAGAAUACUUGACGAUGCAGCUGCUAAAUCAACCCCGAGUUAAAUUAAAGUU